Molecule: messenger RNA, 1069 nt
Organism: Mugil cephalus (flathead mullet)
Lineage: Eukaryota; Metazoa; Chordata; Actinopteri; Mugiliformes; Mugilidae
Product: low affinity immunoglobulin gamma Fc region receptor II-b-like
Exons: 6
Coding region: 1-849 (282 amino acids)
Biological process (GO): cell surface receptor signaling pathway
Molecular function (GO): transmembrane signaling receptor activity
Source: RefSeq, a predicted model, not a curated record
AUGGAGAUCACUACCCUGUGUGCAAUCGUAACCACAGCUGUGAACACGUCAUCUCUGUUUCCUGCAGCAUCUCUGAGAGUCGUGCCCAGCAGAUCCCAGUUCUUCCAAUAUGAGUCUGUCUCUCUGAGCUGUGAAGGGCUGGGAAACUCUUCUGAGUGGAUUAUUAAAAGAAACACAUCUAGAAGCACAAAUGAAAACUGUUCGUCCUGGAAUGGAGGACAUGGACCUAAUUGUCUCAUUGAUGACAUUUAUCCACAUGAUUCUGGAGUUUACUGGUGUGAGUCUGGAUCAGGAGAAUGCAGCAACACCAUCAACAUCACAGUGACGGGUGGUUCUGUGAUCCUGGAGAGUCCCAUCUAUCCAUUGAUGGGGGGAGAGUCUGUAACUCUGCGCUGCACAACCAAGGACUCCUCCAAUCUCACAGCUAAUUUCUAUAAAGAUGAGCUUCUCGUUGGGAGCAGCUCGACAGAAAACUUGACCAUCCACCGUGUUUCUAAAUCUGAUGAAGGACUCUACAAGUGUAACAUCUCUGGAGUGGGAGAGUCAGCAGACAGCAGGCUGAAUGUCAGAGCAGGACUUCCUGAGCCCACCUCCUCUUCCUCUGCGCUCAUUCUACUUCCUGUGGUUUGCACCUACAUCUCGGUGCUCUCAGUGAUGCUGCUCUGUCUCCGGGAGACACACAAAGGUCAAGAGGAACCUGCAGUUGUGUUGUACACGAAAAUCACCAACACACACGAGUGUGAAGGUUUGACACUGAAGAGGAAAAGCUUUUCAUUCACUUCUGUGGUCGUCUACAGAGCUGUCAGGUGUUCUCCUAACCCUGUGCUGAUGUACAAACCCUGCAGAUGAUGUAAAGUUAACCUCCAACAAACUCCUGUUAUAAUUUAACUAAAUGAUUUCCGUUUGUUUUAAUAUAGUGAAAUUAUUAGCAAAAAUAUUAGAAAUAAUUAAAUUACUGCCGAAGGUUACUCAAAAUGAGACUGUCUGAAUGUAAAUGUAGCCCAGCACAAAGUCAGUGUAAAUGUAGCAGGGAUGACAACAGGAAGUGUGGCAUUAUAACCCAGAUAAG